Molecule: messenger RNA, 444 nt
Organism: Dryobates pubescens (Downy woodpecker)
Lineage: Eukaryota; Metazoa; Chordata; Aves; Piciformes; Picidae
Product: basic phospholipase A2 sphenotoxin subunit B
Exons: 5
Coding region: 25-444 (139 amino acids)
Biological process (GO): phospholipid metabolic process; lipid catabolic process; arachidonate secretion
Molecular function (GO): phospholipid binding; calcium ion binding
Source: RefSeq, a predicted model, not a curated record
GCUUUCCUGAGGGCUGUCAGAAGGAUGAACUCUCUCCUGGCCUUCACUCUGCUGCUUGCUCUGGGCUUGGCCCCAGCUGGUGGAGGAAUCCUGCAGCUCUACAAGAUGAUCAAAAAAGCCACAGGGAAGAAUGCUCUGCUGCAUUACUCCUCCUAUGGCUGCUACUGUGGCCUGGGGGGCAGGGGGACACCCAUGGAUGCCACAGACAGGUGCUGCCAGCUGCAUGAUCAGUGCUACAGCAGCCUCCUGCAGAGGUACCACUGCGAUGCCAAGGUGCAGAGCUACAGCUUCAGCUGGCUUGGGGGCCACCCCACCUGCAAUGAGGAGUCCUGGUGCAGCCACCACUCCUGUGAGUGUGACCUCAGCCUGGCUCUCUGCCUCAAGAGGAACAUCAGGAGCUACAAGGUGAAGCACCUCUUCCACAAGAGGAACAAGUGCUACUGA